UUCCCGGAGGGCCAGCUGGGUCUCAGCACACACUGCUGUGCUGGCGGGAGCUGCUGCCUGGCUGCCGUGAGCUGUGUUACUGGCGCUUCGGGAUGUGAGGCAGGACAGACGGGGACCAGCACGUGCCUGCCGGGCAGGGGUCUUGGCGCCUUCUCGUAGCCGCAGAUGAGACCUCCAUGGCCGUCCCGAGGUGCAGGUGCUGAAACACUCCCGCCCGUCGCUGUUGGCCCUGCUCCCAUUUCUCUGUCGGUACCUAAAUGCCACAGUGCUCUUGGGGCAGCCUGGGCUGGGAGCCGCUGUUGCCUUUGAGACCCUCAAACCAUGGGAAACGCAGAGAGUCAGAAUGUAGCGCACGAGUUCUACGGAGAGAAGCAUGCCAGCCUGGGGCGCAAACACACGUCCCGCUCCCUGCGCCUGUCCCACAAGGCGCGGCGCACCCGGCACGCGUCCUCCGGGAAGGCCAUCCCCCGCAGCUCCGAGGUGAGCACGCGGUCCAGCAGCACCCCCAGCAUCCCGCAGUCGCUGGCGGAGAACGGCCUGGAGCCCUUCGCCCCGGAGGGCGGCCUGGAGGAUUUCGGGAGCCCCAUCUGGGUGGACCGCGUGGACAUGGGCCUGCGACCCGUGUCGUACACCGACUCCUCCGUGGCGCCCAGCGUGGACAGCAGCAUCGUCCUCACGGCGGCCUCGGUGCAGAGCAUGCCGGACGCGGAGGAGAACAGGCUCUACGGGGAUGGUGCGCCCCCUCUGGCCGAGGGAGGCAGGCGACAGCACCCCUAUGCCUGCGCCGGGCCGGCGUUCCCGGAGGCCAGCAGCUUCAAGAAGAAGCGCUCCAAGUCUGCGGACAUCUGGCGGGAGGACAGCCUGGAGCUCUCGCUGUCUGACCUGAGCCAAGAACAUCUGACGAGCAACGAGGAGAUUCUGGGUGCCGCCGAGGAGAAGGACUGCGAGGAGGCUGGGGGCAUGGACCCCCGGGCCGGCCCGCGGCCCCCCGGCCCCUGCCAGCGGGCCAAUUCCCUGAGCGACUUGUACGCCCAGAAAAGCCCCGGGGCCAUGGCCAACGGGGGCCCCAGGGGCAAGUGUGCAGGCCACUGUCGGAACUUGCUGCCCGACGGCCCCCACCUCGCCCACCGGAAGAUGCCAGCCGCUGCCCAAGAGGGUGCCCCCUGCAGCACCUACAACACCCUCCCCUGCAGGAAGUCCCACUGCCUGUCCGAAGGGGCCACCAACCCGCAGCUCAGCCACAGCGGCAGCAUGCAGGGCCGGAGAGCCCAGACGACCCAGGAUGUCAACGCGGGCGAGGGCAGCGAGUUCGCAGACAGCGGGAUCGAAGGGGCCGCCACGGACACGGACCUGCUGUCCCGGCGCUCCAAUGCCACGCACUCCAGCUACUCGCCGCCGCCCGGGCGCGCCUUCGUGGGCAGCGACAGCGGCAGCAGCACGGGGGACGCCGCGCGCCAGGGCGUCUACGAGAACUUCCGCCGGGAGCUGGAGCUGAGCGCCGCCAACUGCGAGAGCCUGGAGGACGCGGGCUCCGCGCACAGCGACGAGCACUCCAGCGGCGCCCCCAGCUCGCCCGGCCGCUCCGACGUGCUGCGGGCCGCGGCGCGGGGCACGGUGCGCAAGGCGGGCGCGCUGGCCGUCAAGAACUUCCUGGUGCACAAGAAGAGCAGGAAGGUGGAGCCGGCCGCGCGCAGGCGCUGGAAGCACUACUGGGCGUCCCUGAAAGGUUGCACGCUGCUGUUCUACGAGAGUGACGGCAGCUCGGGCAUCGAGCCGGCCAGCGUCCCCAAGCACGCCGUGUGGGUGGAGAACAGCAUCGUGCAGGCCGUGCCCGAGCACCCCAAGAAGGACUUCGUCUUCUGCCUCAGCAACUCUCUGGGCGACGCCUUCCUCUUCCAGACCACCAGCCAGACGGAGCUGGAGAACUGGGUCACCGCCAUCCACUCGGCAUGCUCAGCGGCCGUCGCCAGACAUCACCACAAGGAGGACACGCUCCGCCUCCUGAAGUCGGAGAUCAAGAAGCUGGAGCAGAAGAUCGACAUGGAUGAGAAGAUGAAGAAGAUGGGCGAGAUGCAGUUGUCUUCCGUCACCGACGCCAAGAAGAAGAAAACCAUCCUGGACCAGAUCUUCGUGUGGGAGCAGAACCUUGAACAGUUCCAGAUGGACCUGUUUCGUUACCGCUGCUACCUGGCCAGCCUCCAGGGCGGGGAGCUGCCGAACCCCAAAAGGCUCCUCGCGUUUGCCAGCCGACCAACAAAGCUGGCCAUGGGGCGCCUGGGGAUCUUCUCUGUGUCGUCUUUUCACGCCCUGGUGGCAGCCCGCACCGGCGAGACGGGCGUGAGGCGGCGGACGCAGGCCAUGUCCCGGUCCACCAGCAAGCGGAGGAGCAGGUUUUCUUCUCUCUGGGGACUGGACACAACCUCCAAGAAGAAGCAGGGUCACCCGAGCAUCAACCAGGUGUUCGGGGAGGGGCCGGACGCCGUCAAGCAGUCCUUAGAGGGCGUGUUCGAUGACGCCGUCCCAGAUGGCAAGCUGGAGAAGGAGAUGGGCUUACCCAGCGUCCACCAGCAGACUCCCGACUGCGACCUCUGGGCCCAUGAGCGCUUCACUCCGUCCUGGUUCUGUCUGCCCAGCAACCAGUCUGCGCUGACGGUCGUGCGCCCGGGAGACACUGCGCGGGACACGCUGGAGCUGAUCUGCAAGGCUCACCAGCUGGAUCACUCCGCCCAUUACCUGCGUCUGAAAUUUCUCAUCGAGAACAAAAUGCAGGUGUACGUGCCGCAGCCCGAGGAGGACAUCUAUGAGCUGCUGUACCAAGAAAUUGAAAUUUGCCCCAAAGUCACUCAGAGCAUCCAGGUGGAGCGGUCGGACACAGCCGGCGAGAAUUACGGGUUCUCACUGUCCUCUGUGGAAGAAGAUGGUGUUCGAAGGCUGUACGUGAACAGUGUCAAGGAAACGGGGUUAGCCUCCAAGAAAGGUCUGAGGGCAGGAGACGAGGUUCUCGAGAUCAACGGUCACGCUGCCGCCUCGCUGAGCUCAGCCGCGCUCAGAGACUUCCUCUCGCAGCCCAGCCUGGGCCUCCUGGUGAGGACGCGGCCCGCGCAGGAGGGGGGCCCCCCGCUGCUGGAAAACCCGCCCCACAGAGCUGACGGCCCUGCGGACCCCGGCCAGGGCCCCCUUGCCCUGCUCGCCAGCAGCCCAGGGCACAGCCCGGGCACGCAGGGCAGCAGUGCUGAGACCACCACCUCCGAGGAGGCCGAGGGGCCGGACGCGGAGUCCUCGGAUGACACCGACCGCAGCAGCAAGAGCACGGAACAGGGGGCCGCGUUCUACCGCAGUCUGCAGGAGAUGAACCCCAGUGACUUGAGCCCGUCCCCCCAGGACUCCAGCGGGCCGCAGCCGGCCACGAGGCAGCUCACGGACGCCGACAAGCUGCGCAAGGUGAUCUGUGAGCUCCUGGAGACCGAGCGCACCUACGUGAAGGACUUAAACUGUCUCAUGGAGAGAUACCUACAGCCUCUUCAAAAAGAAACCUUUCUCACCCAAGACGAGCUCGACGUGCUCUUUGGGAAUUUAACGGAAAUGGUCGAGUUUCAAGUAGAAUUCCUUAAAACGCUGGAGGAUGGCGUGAGGCUGGUGCCGGACCUGGAGAAGCUGGAGAGGGUGGAUCAGUUUAAGAAAGUGCUGUUCUCCCUGGGUGGCUCCUUUCUGUACUACGCCGACCGCUUCAAGCUGUACAGUGCUUUCUGCGCCAGCCACACGAAGGUCCCCAAGGUCCUGGUGAAAGCCAGGACGGACGCGGCCUUCAAGGCCUUCCUGGACGCGCAGAACCCCAAGCAGCAGCACUCGGCCACGCUGGAGUCGUACCUCAUCAAGCCCAUCCAGAGGGUGCUCAAGUACCCGCUGCUGCUGCGGGAGCUGUUCGCGCUGACGGACGCCGACAGCGAGGAGCACUACCACCUGGACGUGGCCAUCAAGACCAUGAACAAGGUGGCCAGUCACAUCAACGAGAUGCAGAAGAUCCACGAGGAAUUUGGGGCCGUGUUCGACCAGCUGAUUGCUGAGCAGACCGGCGAGAAGAAAGAGGUGGUGGACCUGAGCAUGGGGGACCUGCUGCUGCACACGACCGUGAUCUGGCCGAACCCGCCCGCCUCGCUGGGGAAGUGGAAGAAGGAGCCGGAGCUGGCCGCCUUCGUCUUCAAGACCGCUGUGGUCCUUGUGUAUAAAGACGGCUCCAAACAGAAGAAGAAACUUGUCGGCUCUCACAGGCUCUCCAUCUACGAGGAGUGGGACCCCUUCCGGUUUCGGCACAUGAUCCCCACGGAAGCCCUGCAGGUCCGCGCCGUGGCCACUGCAGAUGCAGAAGCCAACGCCGUGUGUGAGAUUGUCCACGUGAAGUCAGAGUCGGAAGGGAGGCCGGAGAGGGUGUUCCACCUGUGCUGCAGCUCCCCCAAGAGCCGGAAGGACUUCCUGAAGGCCGUGCACUCGAUCCUCCGUGACAAGCACAGGAGGCAGCUUCUCAAGACCGAAAGCCUGCCGUCGUCCCAGCAAUACGUCCCUUUCGGAGGGAAACGGUUGUGCGCGCUGAAGGGGGCCAGGCCAGCCAUGAGCAGGGCAGUGUCCGCCCCCAGCAAGUCUCUUGGCAGAAGGAGGCGGCGCCUGGCUCGGAACAGGUUUACCAUCGACUCUGACGCCGUGCCUGCCAGCAGCCCCGAGGGAGAGUCCCAGCAGCCCCCCGGCGCCGGGGACACUGACCGGUGGGUGGAGGAGCAGUUCGACCUCGCGCGGUACGAGGAGCCGGACGGCGUCAAGGAGACGGACAUCCUCAGCGACGAUGACGAGUUCUGUGAGGCCGCCAGGGGCGCCGACGGGGACAGAGACCUGCCCGAGCGGCUCCGGGCCGCCUCCCUCGGGCAGCGGGAGAGAGGCCGCCAGAGCCUGGACAGCCACGAGUCCCGCAUGACGCAGCUGAGGAAGCAGGAGGCGCUGUCGGGCGUGGACACGGGCCCCGAGCGCUCGGGCGAGGACGUCAUCUGGGUCCGGCGGGAAGACUUCGGCCCGGCCCGGAAACUGAACACGGAGAUCUGACUGGGCCCCUCCGUGCUGUAGAUACUCGUCCCCGCCCCCUCCGGCCCCCCCGGCCCCCUCGAGGACGAGAAUGUCCCCUUCGGGUGCACUCUUGCACAGUCUGGGAGCCACUGCCCUGAAGCCACGCGCCACCCGGGCGUCACUCUAACAGCAGCGUCAGAAAGAACCGUCCUGAACCCAGACGAAGGCCGUCUGUGGUCUCAGCGUCAGGGCCAGAGAGUCGAGAAGGUUCCGUAGCCGUGGGAAUCAGACUCGGGAGGUCAGGUGCACACCAGGUUAGGGGAGCGGAGAAGGAGCAGACAGACCACCCGCUGACACCCAUCGCCGUGGCUCCUGUUGGGGUCACAGCGGGAGGAAGAGCACCCUGCUCCUCCCCUGCGGUCUGGGGUGCCUGCUCCCGGGGCCUGUGAGCAGACGGCGUCUCCAUGAGCCUCCCCCUGCUUUGGUCUUGGCCGCUCACACCAGGUCCGAGUUUGGAAGUUCUGUGCCAAGAACGACG
Messenger RNA from Molossus molossus (Pallas's mastiff bat), 5587 nucleotides. It is a transcript of the gene TIAM1, whose product is annotated as TIAM Rac1 associated GEF 1. The record is from RefSeq and is a predicted model, not a curated record. The coding region runs from base 322 to 5088 and encodes 1588 amino acids. The transcript has 27 exons. Gene Ontology annotation, cellular component: cytosol; synapse; plasma membrane. Lineage: Eukaryota; Metazoa; Chordata; Mammalia; Chiroptera; Molossidae. Gene Ontology annotation, biological process: small GTPase-mediated signal transduction; activation of GTPase activity; positive regulation of axonogenesis. Gene Ontology annotation, molecular function: guanyl-nucleotide exchange factor activity; protein binding.